Messenger RNA from Podospora pseudocomata, 1215 nucleotides. RefSeq names its product Rho GTPase protein rac1 (gene RAC1). The record is from RefSeq and is a predicted model, not a curated record. Gene Ontology annotation, biological process: regulation of actin cytoskeleton organization; regulation of cell shape; engulfment of apoptotic cell. Gene Ontology annotation, molecular function: GTP binding; GTPase activity; protein kinase binding. The coding region runs from base 1 to 603 and encodes 200 amino acids. Gene Ontology annotation, cellular component: cytoplasmic vesicle; cytoskeleton; cell projection. Lineage: Eukaryota; Fungi; Ascomycota; Sordariomycetes; Sordariales; Podosporaceae. The transcript has 5 exons.
AUGGCCACCCCGCCCGUCCAGUCGAUCAAGUGCGUUGUCACAGGUGAUGGUGCCGUCGGCAAGACAUGUCUGCUCAUCUCCUACACAACAAAUGCUUUCCCCGGCGAAUACAUCCCCACGGUAUUCGACAACUACUCUGCGAGCGUAACUGUUGAUGGAAGGCCCAUCAGCUUGGGGUUGUGGGAUACGGCCGGUCAAGAAGAUUACGACAGAUUGCGGCCUCUCUCAUACCCCCAGACCGAUGUUUUCCUCAUCUGCUUCUCCCUCGUCAGCCCUCCUUCGUUUGACAACGUGAAGGCCAAGUGGUGGCCCGAAAUCGGACAUCACGCUCCCAAUAUUCCCAUUGUGCUGGUUGGCACCAAGCUGGACGCCAGAGAUGACCCUAAUACGCUCAAGACAAUGGCCGAGAAGCGGUGGUCGCCUAUUACCUAUCCCAUGGGAUUGGCCCUUGCCAAGGAGAUUGGAGCUUACAAGUACGCCGAAUGCUCUGCCUUGACACAGAUGGGUCUCAAGACCGUCUUUGACUAUGCCAUCAGAGCCGUCAUUGAGCCCAAGGCUGCUCCUCAGACGAAGAAGAAGUCGUCCAAGUGCACGCUCCUCUAAUAACCUUGUUUUCUCGUCUUCAAUUCGAAAAAAAAAAAAAAGCAAAAGGAAGUGCUUCUUACUAAUCGCUACGACGACGAACGAUUGUUUUCCGUAAUGCAAACCAUACAAUCACACACACACACACACACACACACACCAUCUAUACCCGACGACAUAUGCCUGCGCCUGCUAUUUGGCUUCAACCUCCAUAGUACAACCCCAAUAACACCUUUUUCAAACCAUUCCCGGGGUCGCUUCGCGUGUGGAUGAAGUAUGACGUGUAGUUCGGGGGUUACACCGUACCUUUAGUAUGGGAUACCCUGCAAGAUUUGAGGCUUGACUAGACGGAAGAAGGGAUGAAGGCAGUCAUGCAAGGUACGAAGAUACCUAGGCUGUUUGAAUCAACCUUUUUCUGGCUUUAUGGCCGCAGAUAUUGUAUUGGGGGUAUACAAGAGUGUCGAGUAAUCAGGCACAUGUCGCUCUCAACGAACUCUCACGUUUUUGUGUUUCCUCCACACGCUGGCGAUCCUACCCAACCGUCAAUAAUCUAGGGGUUGUUACUAGGGCUUUUUCCGUUGCUUCUCGUUUCUUUUUAUUAUUUUCUGUAGAUAGCUGGGUUGGGGAGGGAGG